AUGGCGCAGCGUAAGGCAGACAUUUCCGUGGCACCGCAGUGGCAGCAUACACAGUGGGCUGAGACCCAGGGCAGGCAGGGCGCGCAGAACCAGCAGAACCCAACGGAGGAGUGGCAGGGCGCGCAGACUCAGUCGGACCAGCAAGAUCAGGCCCGAAGUCAUCGCUGGCAGCAUCCUCCGGGCCACAGGGGGGACAAGGCGCAGGAUCGCCGGCGCGAGCUGUACCGCGCGAAGCUGGACAUCAAAAGGCUUGAGGACAGGCUGGAGGAAGUCAAGGAGCAGUGCCAGCUGGAGAAGCGAGUCAUGGCCUUGGAGCACCAGAAAAAGGAGCAGAUCGAUGCUCUGAAGGCCCAGCGCAAGACGGAGGAGGAUGGUUUGAGGGCCGAGAUCCGGACACUCAAGGCCAAGCUGGAGGCAGAAGAACAGAAGAAGAAGAUGGCGACCGCAGCAGACCUUAAGCCGUGGAUGGAUGCCAAGGACAAGUUCGUGAAGCAGGAAAAAGAGAUGACUACAAAGAUAGAUGAGCUGCGGAACGAGCGGGUCCAGCUGAAGAAGGCCAACGAAGCCCUGGAGAAGGAGGUGAAGAACGCCAAGGAGGAAAACAAGAUCAUCGUCAGCUUUUAUGAGGAUGAGAUCAAGAAGGCGCAAGGGGACAUGCUUUCAGCUCGUUUUCUUGAGCUGCUGGCCGGACAGGCGGCUGCCACCGUAGCCAGUGGGACCAAGGCCAGGUUUCUUUUCGGCGCUGCUGUUGACUUGCUUUCUGCGCAACUCCUGCAGGUUGAUGAGGGGGAGCCAGUCAAGAAGACGGAUGACAAUGAGGGUGGGCCCGUGAAGAAGACGCCGGCCAACGAGGCACGGGCUCAAGAUUCAAAGACAGCAAACGUAACUUUCGCUGACCAGGUCAAAAAGGACAAGGCUGAGAAGGUUGAGGGGCCGCCGAAGAAG
Symbiodinium pilosum is the source of this 945-nucleotide messenger RNA. Lineage: Eukaryota; Dinophyceae; Suessiales; Symbiodiniaceae. The record is from the annotation of a GenBank genome assembly.